UCUUCUCAGCCUCGCCCCUCGUCAAAUUAUUCGCUCUCUCACUCCCAAUCUCACUCUCACUCUCACUCUCACUCUCACUCUCACUCUCUCAUCUUCAUCUCGAGGAUUAUUACCAUUUUGCCCCCACCAAGAUAUAUAAUAUACAUAUUUAUGUGAGAAUUAUUAUUGAUUAUCAGAAUAAUGAGCUGCAAUGGGUGCCGAGUUCUCCGAAAAGGUUGCAGUGAUAAUUGUAUGCUUCGAGAAUGUCUCCAAUGGAUUGAAACCCCUCAGGCCCAAGCCCAUGCCACUCUCUUCGUGGCCAAGUUCUUCGGCCGGGCCGGCCUCAUGUCCUUCAUCUCCGCCGUCCCACAACACCAGCGCCCUGCUCUGUUCCAAUCUCUGUUAUAUGAAGCCGUAGGAAGGACUGUGAACCCGGUCAACGGCGCCGUAGGCCUACUGUGGAUGGGCAACUGGCACGUAUGUCAGGCGGCCGUCGAGACGGUUCUUCGCGGCGGCGUGUUGGGGCCGCUCUCUGAGUCGACUCAUGAUAAUAACAACGCCGCCUCCUCUGAUCAUCCAUCGGUGUCCCGGCGGCGUUGGCCCAAGAAAAGGCCCAGCAGUAGCACUACUACUGCUACUUUUGAUGAGAGCAUUCAUGAUCAUGAUCGUCAUGCGGCAGACCCGUAUGUUUUAUCACCGUCUGAUCUAGAUCUAUGCUUGAUGGCGGCCGGGACUAAAAUGGUGGAGAAGAGAAGAGCGGUGACGCCGACGUCGGAGGAGGAGUCCGAAACGACGACGUUGAACAGUAGUUCAGUGGAUUCUAGUACUUUUUUAGGCGAUGGAGGAAGUCAUAAAAGAUCUAAGCUUCUUAGAUUGUUUAUGUAGAAUUAUUACUCUUUUUUGUAAUCAUUUUUAUUUCUCUUUUGUUUCUUUUCUUUUUUUUUUUUUGUUCAUUUUUGGCCAAAUGCGGUGAUAUAUUUUUUGUUUUUCUUCAAACUUUUUUGGUUGAGAAUAAGAAAAAGAAUAUAUAUAGUGAUGGAAGUAGUAGCUAGUACUGUUCUUUUUUCUCAUUAUAUGUUUCCCUUUAUGUAUAAUUGCACACAAAGCUCCAACUACAUGCAAUUGUGCAAAUCAUACCAGAAGCUGCUAGAGUACAAAUGUAUAACAUGAUGAUCUAUUAGCAAAUUGAAAUAAAUAUAAAGCUAGUGUAUUAUUCAA
Molecule: messenger RNA, 1197 nt
Organism: Humulus lupulus (European hop)
Lineage: Eukaryota; Viridiplantae; Streptophyta; Magnoliopsida; Rosales; Cannabaceae
Product: LOB domain-containing protein 37-like
Exons: 2
Coding region: 181-864 (227 amino acids)
Biological process (GO): regulation of gene expression
Source: RefSeq, a predicted model, not a curated record